Molecule: messenger RNA, 558 nt
Organism: Hylaeus volcanicus
Lineage: Eukaryota; Metazoa; Arthropoda; Insecta; Hymenoptera; Colletidae
Product: proteoglycan 4-like
Exons: 1
Cellular component (GO): extracellular region
Molecular function (GO): chitin binding
Source: RefSeq, a predicted model, not a curated record
GUUCAUACAAGUGAAGCUGUAACAUGUCCACCAGAGAAUGAGGAAUUUGUUACUUUGGUUCCAAAUCCGUUAGACUGUAAAACCUUUUAUAUAUGCAACGGAGGCAUACCGUAUUUGAUGAAGUGCUCUCCAGGACUUCUCUUCAACCCUGUGGAUAAAGUAUGCGAUUGGCCUGCACAUGCAGGAUGUAAGCCACACAGUGAAACGACAACACUUCCACCAACCUCAGAACCUGAAAUCACAACGACUCCCGAACCUGAAACCACCACGACUCCUGAACCCGAAUGGACCACGACUUCUGAACCUGAAUUGUCCACGACUCCUGAACCUGAAAUGACCACGGCUCCCGAACCUGAAACCUCAACGACUCCCGAACCUGAAUGGACCACGACUCCCGAACCUGAAUGGAGCACGACUCCCGAACCUGAAUGGAGCACGACUCUCGAACCUGAAGGGAGCACGACUCUCGAACCUGAAUGGACCACGACUCCUGAACCUGAAACCACAACGACUCCUGAACCUGAAACCACAACGACUCCCGAACCUGAAACCACAACG